This is a messenger RNA of Rhipicephalus sanguineus (brown dog tick), 3177 nucleotides long. RefSeq names its product collagen alpha-1(I) chain. The record is from RefSeq and is a predicted model, not a curated record. The coding region runs from base 1 to 3099 and encodes 1032 amino acids. The transcript is spliced from 13 exons. NCBI's taxonomy places the organism in Eukaryota, Metazoa, Arthropoda, Arachnida, Ixodida, Ixodidae.
AUGGUCCAUUCGGACCAAGUGGUCCUGGUGGGCCCGAGUGGACCUAGUGGACCAAGUGGUCCUGGUGGACUGAGUACACCACUGGGACCAGGUGUCCUUGGUGGACCUAAAGCACCAAGUGUCCCUGUUCCUUCCGGACCAAAAGGACCGACUGCUACAUUUACUUUCGGUGCCAGAUUGCCUGCUGGACCUGGUGGCCCAAGUGGACUUAGCGGACCAGGCGCACCAAGAGGAACCAGCAGACCAAUUGCGCCAUCUGGCCUAGGAGGUCCAAAGGGGCCUAGUGGGCCUGCGGGACCAACUGCACCAGGUGGUUUUAUAUUUGGUGGGCCAAGUACACCAGGGCUUCCAAAGGUACCCAGCUUACCACUGCCGAGUGCACCAAAAGGACCCUCUGGUCCAUCAGGACCUACAGGCCCUAGUGGACCGAGGGUUCCCAGUGGAUCCAGGCCAUCAACGAGGAGACCACCCAGCUACCUCCCCCCUGCAGGAGCUGUUCCAGGUGCACCGAGUACUUUGAAUGUGCCUCGAGGUCCGACACUUCCUGGUGCUACAGGUGUUACUGGCGCACCAAGGUUACCUAUCGCCACAGGUGUAACCAGCGCUCCACGACUUCCAGGUGUACCUAAAGGUCCAGUGUCUGCUGUGCUGCGAGGUCCAAGUGGCGCUACUGUUAUAAGUGGACUUCCUGUUCCGAAGACACCAGGAGUAACAUCUUUGACAAUCUUCCCUGGAGCACCUGCGGUCACCACCUUUACUACUGGUGUAUCAGGAUUUAUGCUCGGCGGGCCAGUUGGACCGACAACACCUGGAGGAUUUUCAUUUGCGUUCCCUGGGCUGCCGAAGGGACCGAGUGGACCGCGUGGCCCAAGUGGACCCGGAGGACCAAGCGGACCAGGAGGACCGACUGGACCACGGGGCCCAAGUGGACCCGGAGGACUAAGCGGACCAGGAGGACCGAGUGGACCACGGGGCCCAAGUGGACCCGGAGGACCAAGUGGACCAGGAGGACCGAGUGGACCGCGCGGCCCAAGUGGACCAGGAGGACCCAGUGGACCAGGAGGACCGAAAGGGCCAUUCGGGCCUAGUGGACCAAGAGGACCAAGUGGGCCGUCUGGACCAAGCGGGCCAUAUCCUAGUGGACCCGCAGGACCAAGUGGGCCUUUCCCUUCGGGGCCUUCCGGACCAAGAGGACCCAGUGGACCUAGUGGGCCUGGUGGACCAAGGGGACCUGGAGGACCUGGUGGUCCUAGUGGACCAAGAGGACCAAGCGGGCCAGGUGGGCCGAGUGGGUCGUCAGGACCAAGUGGACCAUAUCCCAGUGGCCCCGCAGGACCAAGUGGGCCAUUCCCAUCGGGGCCAUCAGGACCAGGAGGACCUAGUGGUCCGAGAGGACCCAGUGGACCUAGCGGGCCUAGCGGACAAAGGGGACCUGGAGGACCACGUGGUCCUAGUGGACCAACCGGACCAAGUGGACCAUAUCCCAGUGGACCCGCAGGACCAAGUGGGCCAUUCCCAUUCGGGCCUUCUGGACCAGGAGGACCUAGUGGCCCUAGAGGACCCAGUGGACCUAGCGGGCUAAGAGGACCUAGUGGUCCUAGAGGGCCCAGUGGACCUAGCGGGCCUGGCGGACCGAGCGGACCGGGAGGACCAGGUGGUCCUAGUGGACCAAGAGGACCAAUUGGGCCAGGUGGUCCUAGUGGGCCAUCUGGACCAAGUGGGCUAUAUCCCAGCGGACCCGCAGGGCCAAGUGGGCCAUUCCCAGCUGGACCUUCUCGACUAGGAGGACCAAGUGGACCACGGGGACCCAGUGGACCAGGAGGACCAAGUAGCCCAUUCAGACCCAGUGGUCCAAGUGGACCAAGUGUUCCUGGAGGAGCUGGUGGACCAAGAGGACCAAGUGGGCCAUCAGGACUAGGAGGACCUAGAGGACCAGGUGGUCCAUUCGGACCUGGUGGAUCAAGUGGCCCUAGUGCACCACAAGGUCCUGCUGGUUCUAAGAUACCAUCUGUGCCUGGAUCUGGACUGAUAACCAGUGGCAUUUUACCUGGUACCUCAGGAAUAACAAGCGUUCAGUUUGGUGGAAGACUAGUCGGUGUUCCUAAGGUGACUGUAGGCCAGCCUCAGACGUCCAUAUUGCUUCAACCGGGAGGCCAAAUCACAUAUGGAAAGACUGAAAUUCAUAUUCAACCUCCUACCACAUAUGUUGUUCCUGGUCAACUCGUUACACACACAGUCGGGACAGUCAAGACGGGAGCAAUUCCGUCAACAGUAUACAGCAUUUCUGGCACCGGGCUUCAACUACAGGGCAAGCCAUUGGAUUUCACACUUGUGCUGAAGGAGCUGAAGGCUACUCGCUAUUUGUCCUGGCUCCAGAAAACCGGUGUUCUUCAGCUUAUCAAUGAUGGAGCUGCCUACACUAUCUUCGUUCCAAGUGACGACGCCAUCGCUCAGAUUCGAGGACAGCUACUCUCGAAGCUAGAGGGAGACACUCAACUCCUUAAGCAGCUUGUCCUGUAUCACAUUGUUCCUGGCCAGGUCACCAUCGACAACGAUAGGACCUACCCCACGCUUGAUGAAGGAAGUUUGCUGCGAUUCAACAAGUACUUCAACGGAAGGGUUGUAACCGCCUCUGGUGGCGUCAUCGGCCCGAAAAAGCAGCAGGGCAACUUCGUGUUCUACACCAUCGACCGCGUUCUGCACCGGCCUGGAGGAAGCAUUUUGGACGUCAUUCACCAGUCCAUCCUGCUCCCUAAGCUGGACGAAGCUAUCAAGUUUGCCGGACUCGAGGAGUACCUCUCUGGCGUCGGACCAUACACGAUUUUCGCUCCAAGUGACCAGGCCUUCAAGAACUCAGUCGGCAUGGAAAACGUAUUGCGCGACAGGGAAGCUCUCAAGGCCCUGCUACUCCGCCACAUUGUCCUGGGAACCGUGUACAGCGCCGGUGUGCAAGAGAACCAAGUCCUCAAGACGGUCGGCGGCCUCGAGCUCAGAAUGAGCAUCAUCCCAGAGUGUAUCACAGUGAACGGGGUCAACAUCAACAACCCGGAUAACGUCGCCUCCAACGGUGUUAUCCACGUGAUCGACCAUUUCCUCUAGGCCCAUCACUCCACACAUGUUUCUCUGUAAAGCUUUCUCUCUCAACUCUGUUGUUAUAUUGUUAAAUAAACUGCGUGU